UUUGUUUAUUGUGCUAUUUUUUGCUAGUGGUUUAAGAAGUUGUUGACAUAUUGUAUUAUAUCUUUUAUAGCGCAAGUUUUAGUAAUUUAGAUUUAAAAAAAUGGAAUCUAAAAGACAACGCAGUAGAACUUCUUCUGGCAUUAGGUGGCACACAGAGGAUCUGGAGUUAUUGCUAGAAGAAGUAAUUAACAGAAUAAUAAAGGAUCCAAAUUCUUUUGAGACGCCAACAUCAAUUAAAUUCUACACAAGCAUAAUAGAAAACAAUGUUGGUUUAAGGAAAUAUAGUUGGGUGUCCAUGCGGGAUAAAAUGAAAAAUGUAAAAGCAAAAUAUAAACAAGCCAUAGAAUGGCGCGAGCAAAAUGGGCAAGAAGAAGAAUUUGAUAGCACAAUCACGGACUCGAUUAAUAAAAUUUGCCCAUAUUUUGAACAAUUAGAUGCCAUAUUUGGGGAUAGAAAACCGGUAAACAUUACUCGUUCCCCAAUAAAAAUUCAACAAAAGAAUCAAAAACCAAAAAUAAACACGGAGCUCACUUAUUUACAACAGUUGGAAACAGAUCGUCUAUUAUAUAAAAAAGCAAAGCUAGACAUUGAAGAAAAAAGAUUAGAGUUUGAAAAAGAAAAAUUUGAGAGAACUUUUGCUUUGGAAGAGAGGAGAUUAAAAAUGGAAGAGAAAAAAAUAGCUGAGGAAUUAAAACUUAAAAAUAUCGAAAACGAAGACAAUAAAGAAUUGGAAUUAAUUAAAAUAAAACUUCAGCAUGAACUAGAGCUCAAGAAGUUAGAAUUAAGUUUAAAAUAAAACGAUAA
Molecule: messenger RNA, 804 nt
Organism: Teleopsis dalmanni
Lineage: Eukaryota; Metazoa; Arthropoda; Insecta; Diptera; Diopsidae
Exons: 3
Coding region: 101-796 (231 amino acids)
Source: RefSeq, a predicted model, not a curated record